Messenger RNA from Mytilinidion resinicola, 2021 nucleotides. RefSeq lists its product as uncharacterized. The record is from RefSeq and is a predicted model, not a curated record. NCBI's taxonomy places the organism in Eukaryota, Fungi, Ascomycota, Dothideomycetes, Mytilinidiales, Mytilinidiaceae. Gene Ontology annotation, molecular function: hydrolase activity, acting on carbon-nitrogen (but not peptide) bonds. Bases 34 to 1782 code for a protein of 582 amino acids. The transcript is spliced from 3 exons.
AUCGGGACCAAACCCCUGGAUUCGUGAGACCAUAUGGCUAUUCUCUCUACUCAGACCCUCAUAGCGUCCUCAACGGCCGUCAUAGCCAUCGCCGUCGCUCUAUCAGUGCUACCAGGCUGGUUUUCUGCCAAGCUGCUCUGGUUCUACUCCGAAACCCGCUGCUACGUCUCCGUUACCACCUUGUCCGCCUUGAACAAUGCCACGGCAGAGUGCAUAACUUUCAAUCCUGCUGGAAUAGUCACGGCUGUCUUCGAUGACCUCAUUUCGUAUCCCAUCUACAAGGCCGGUACCCGGUACGGGUAUGCGUAUCCUGGCCUUUGGGAUGGCCAUGGACAUCUGCUUCAGUACGGAGAGAUGCUGCAAUCUGUGAAUCUUUUUGGCUCCCAGUCUAUGGAUGACGUCUUGGGAAAGAUUUCGCUCUAUUUGGAUCAGAAUCCGCAAGUUGGUACGAGUACGGAGUGGCUGAGAGGCAUUGGGUGGGAUCAAGCAGCAUUUGGGGGUAAGAUGCCAACGAGUUCGGAACUCGAAGACGACGACAGCAUAAAGGGCAAGUAUAUCAUGCUUGACCGAGUAGAUGUUCACUGCGUCUGGGUUUCUCAAGCCGUGCUAAAUCUCCUCCCCGACCCAUUGCCAGAAACACCCGGAGGCGAAGUAAUCACAACACCAGGGCCGGGAGUCUUCUGCGAUAACGCAAUGGACCUCGUCCUAAAGUACUUCCCGAAACCUAGCAAGGUCCAGAAGACCAAAUAUAUCAAGAAUGCAAUGAAAGACUUGAACAGCCUAGGAAUAGUUGGGAUCCAUGACGCUGGAGUAGCUCCGGCAGAUAUUAAGUUGUACGAAGAGUUAGUGGAGGACAAGGACUGGAGUGUCAGAGUAUAUGCCAUGCUUGAGUGCGAGAAGAGAAAUACUGUCUGCUUCGACGACGCGUUUAAAGUGACACGCGAUGAUGGCCUCCUCGACGUUCGAAGCGUUAAGCUAUUCGCCGAUGGAGCACUAGGCAGCUGGGGCAGUGCCAUGAUCACCCCAUAUACCGACCAUACCAAUUCCUCCGGCUCUCUCCUCGUCAACGCCUCAACUCUCACCGACCUCACUACAGCGUGGGCAACCGCUGGCUACCAAAUUAAUAUACACGCCAUCGGUGACCUCGCCAACCGCCUAGCCAUUGACGCUAUGAGUGCUGCCUUCGACGUCCUAUGUCCAGACGCUCCUCGCCACGAUUGCCAGGCCCUUCACCGUUUCCGCAUCGAGCAUGCCCAGAUCAUUCACCCAGAUGACCAGAAGCGUAUGUUCGAGCUGGGAAUCAUUCCGUCUAUUCAACCCACGCACGCGACGUCAGAUAUGGUGUACGCAGAAACGCGAUUGGGACCGCAGCGAACGGAAGAAGAGGCGUAUCGCAUGCGCUCUCUCCUCCCGGUCAAUCCCGUCUUAGGCAGCGAUUUCCCCGUUGAGCCGGCCAAUAUCUUCCAAGGGAUAUUUGCUGCCGUCACGAGACGAAGCCCUCACACGGGUCUGGGUGCUGAUGGAGGCGAGAAGGGCUGGUAUGCAGACGAAACGCUGACGCUGGAAGACGCGCUGAAAGGAUUCACGCUCGGCCCGGCUAAUGCGGCUUUUCUAGAAGGCAAGGCAGGUGCCAUUGAGGUUGGUGGGUUCGCAGAUUGGAUUGUGCUCGAUGAGCCGUUGGACGAGAUGGAUAUCGAUGAGUUGAGGUCGGUCAAGGUUCGGGAGACCUGGGUGGGUGGAAAGCGGGUCUAUCGGAGGUAUGACAAGUCGGUGGGCUAUUAGAUGAGAAGAAGCGAUUGUCUGUGCGUACAUACUAGAAGAGCGAUGCAUGGGUAUGGAGUUGUUAGAGAUUGAUACGCUCGAGGAGACUGAACACGAGGUCUAGUUGUGCGCCUCGUACAGCUCCCACAGUGAAAGCUAGACCGGUGAAUAGAAGUAAAUAGAACUCACUACCGUAAAGCUAUGUUGAUAGCUCCUUUGUCAUUUUCGAAGAGUCUACUCGACUCAUCGUCAAGUCUAAC